AUGGACGCAAAUAUUGGAGAUACUAAGUGUCCAGGUGCAAAUAAUGGUACACCGGUUGCUAUUGAUGGCGCAAUUCUUCUGUUUCCCGACUACUAUCAAGAAGUCAGAACGCGAUCAUACCCGAAGAGUUGUGAAUGGGAAUAUAUGGCUCCAGCAAGCGGCUGGUUAACGGUGCUGAAAGUUUUGGAUUUGGUUUUGUCUGGCAAUGAAAUUUUAACUGUAAUUGGAAAUAUUAAUGGUACACAAAGUGACAGAGUCUUUGACAGGUCUUAUAAAGAAAAAGCUGGAGUUUAUUAUUAUGACAGUGAACUGUCUAUCAAAUAUACAAGACUAAGUGCCGUAAACAGUAGUGCUCAAGCUUUUCGAAUUUUACUGACAACAAUGAAACUGGAAAAUAAAACGUGCUCGUUAGCUUAUAAUAACCGUAGUUAUAGUGACCUAAACGGAUCGUUUACCAACGUGAGAACCAGGCUUCAGUAUCCAAAAAAUGAAUACUGCACUUGGUCAGUAACUGUGCCAGGUAAUGCCACACUGGUAUUCUGCUGCGUAGAGUGCAACUACGGACACCUUAGUGGCGACAGGCUUAAAAUUUCUGUGGGAGAAAUUGAAUACAUUGAUGAAACUGAAAAGGGUAACCAUUAUUGUAGCUCAAGUAAUUGGACUGAUUAUUGUGUUACCAUGAAUAAAAGUCUCGAUGGAUACGAUGUAAAAUUUGAGUGGGAAUCUGAUGGUUUAGCCGAAUAUAAUGGUUUUCAGCUUGAAUACUUUAUUAGCAUUGGAGAUAAAAAGCUUAAUGGGCAGUAUCGUUGGAUGUCGUCAUCAUCAAUUUUAUUUAGUUGCUUAUUGUUGAUAUACCGGUAUUCCACUUGA
Molecule: messenger RNA, 870 nt
Organism: Enterobius vermicularis (human pinworm)
Lineage: Eukaryota; Metazoa; Nematoda; Chromadorea; Rhabditida; Oxyuridae
Source: the annotation of a GenBank genome assembly